Molecule: messenger RNA, 192 nt
Organism: Anisakis simplex (herring worm)
Lineage: Eukaryota; Metazoa; Nematoda; Chromadorea; Rhabditida; Anisakidae
Source: the annotation of a GenBank genome assembly
UCCCAAGGCCGUGCAGAACUAAUGAACACAUUCGCUAAAAUGGUGGUGGGACUUGGUACGGCAGCCUCAUCGAUUCAUAAGGAUCUCUAUAAGAUUGUUCGAAAUCUAUUCAACGAUCGCGUUAUGUCGGUUCGAGUGGCUGCGAUCAAUGUGAGUGGAUUUAGUUCAACAAUUUUUUGGUACUUUCGGUGA